Messenger RNA from Trichosurus vulpecula (common brushtail), 9237 nucleotides. It is a transcript of the gene SSH2, whose product is annotated as slingshot protein phosphatase 2. The transcript is spliced from 16 exons. Gene Ontology annotation, cellular component: cytoplasm. Gene Ontology annotation, biological process: protein dephosphorylation; negative regulation of actin filament polymerization; actin cytoskeleton organization. Gene Ontology annotation, molecular function: actin binding; protein tyrosine/serine/threonine phosphatase activity. Bases 1 to 4305 code for a protein of 1434 amino acids. The record is from RefSeq and is a predicted model, not a curated record. Lineage: Eukaryota; Metazoa; Chordata; Mammalia; Diprotodontia; Phalangeridae.
AUGGCUUUGGUCACGGUCCAGCGCUCGCCCACCCCCAGCACCACCUCCAGCCCCUGCGCCUCGAGCUCUCAUUUGGAAGAAAGUGAAUCAGCGAUACUUUGCUGUGAAUGUGAAGAAUCAGAAAUCUUUACUGAUUUCAAUGAAGCAGACAGUGGGGAGGAGGAAUGCCGGUCCCAGCCCAGGAGCAUCAGCGAAAGUUUCCUCACUGUGAAAGGUGCAGCCCUCUUCCUACCACGGGGGAAUGGGUCUUCCACACCGAGAAUCAGUCACAGACGCAACAAGCACGCAGGUGAUCUUCAGCAGCACCUGCAGGCCAUGUUCAUAUUACUCCGCCCUGAAGACAACAUUAGGCUGGCUGUGAGAUUGGAAAGCACAUACCAGAACCGCACGAGAUACAUGGUGGUGGUUUCAACCAAUGGCAGACAAGAUACUGAAGAGAGCAUUGUCCUCGGGAUGGAUUUCUCCUCUAAUGACAGUAGCACUUGUACCAUGGGUCUGGUCCUGCCUCUCUGGAGUGACACCCUUAUUCAUUUGGAUGGUGAUGGUGGGUUCAGCGUUUCAACGGAUAACAGAGUUCACAUAUUCAAACCUGUGUCCGUGCAGGCAAUGUGGUCUGCGUUACAAAGUUUACAUAAAGCAUGCGAAGUGGCCAGAAGUCAUAACUAUUACCCAGGCAGCCUGUUCCUAACCUGGGUGAGUUAUUAUGAGAGCCAUAUCAACUCCGACCAGUCAUCAGUCAACGAGUGGAAUGCCAUGCGAGAUGUGCAGUCCCACCGGCCAGAUUCACCAGCUCUCUUUACAGACAUCCCAACUGAACGAGAACGCACAGAAAGGUUAAUCAAGACCAAACUAAGGGAAAUUAUGAUGCAGAAGGAUUUGGAAAACAUCACGUCCAAAGAGAUACGCACAGAGUUAGAAAUGCAAAUGGCCUGCAACCUGCGGGAGUUCAAAGAGUUCAUAGAUAAUGAGAUGAUCGUGAUCCUCGGACAGAUGGACAGCCCCACCCAGAUCUUUGAGCAUGUGUUUCUGGGCUCAGAAUGGAAUGCCUCCAAUUUGGAAGACCUACAGAACCGAGGGGUAAGGUACAUCUUGAAUGUUACUCGGGAAAUAGAUAACUUUUUCCCAGGAGUCUUUGAGUAUCAUAACAUCCGGGUGUAUGAUGAGGAAGCCACAGACCUGCUGGCCUACUGGAAUGACACUUACAAAUUCAUCUCCAAAGCCAAGAAACAUGGCUCUAAAUGCCUCGUGCACUGCAAGAUGGGGGUGAGCCGGUCUGCCUCCACCGUGAUUGCUUAUGCUAUGAAGGAGUACGGCUGGAACUUGGACCGUGCCUAUGACUACGUGAAAGAAAGGCGUACUGUCACCAAGCCCAACCCCAGUUUCAUGAGGCAACUGGAGGAGUACCAAGGAAUCCUCCUGGCCAGCAAACAACGUCACAAUAAGCUCUGGCGAUCUCACUCAGAUAGUGACCUCUCGGACCAUCACGAGCCAAUCUGCCAAUCAGGGAUGGAGCUUAACAGGAAGGAGAUUACCACUUCAGCAGACCAGAUCACAGAGGCAAAGACUGCAGAGAGCCACCCCCCAAUGCCCCCUGUCUUUGUGGAGCACAGGCUCCCCCAAGAUGUGAACACACACGAACUGUGCACUAAAGAGAGAAUGAUCUGCUUGGAGUUUACAUCAAGAGAAUUUCAUACGGGACAAAUUGAGGAUGAAUUGAAUCUCAAUAACAUUAAUGGGUGUUCAGCAGGGUGUUGCCUGAGUGAGUCCAAAUUUCCUCUUGACAAUUGCCAUGCGUCUGAAGCCUUAAUCCAGCCUGAAAACUCCUUGGAGAUACCCACACAGUUCCCAGACUUAACAGUGGAAGAUCUGGAGACAGAUGCACUGAAGACAGACAUCAAUGUGCACUUACUCCCCAUGGAGGAACUGACAUCUCGAUUGAGAGACCUGCCAGUGUCUCCAGAACCCGACUCACCUGGUCCCCAGCCCGGCUCCCAGGCUGAGGCAUCAGACUUUAGUACCGACCGAAUUGAUUUUUUCAGUGCCCUAGAGAAAUUUGUGGAGCUCUCCCAGGAGACUCGACCCCGCUCCUGCUCCCACUCCCGGACCGAGGAAGCAGGUGGGGGGAGGAACGGUGGAGUCCGACUGUCAGUGUUAGAAACAGCCCCUUCUGAGGUGGCCCCUGAGGGGCAGAGAAGCAGCUCCUCAAGCAAUACUCCACAUGUGUCAGGAGAGUCUUCCAUGGAUGAAGACCAGCCAAAGGAUAUCUCUGAAGUAGUUAGCCCAGAAGACGUGAUGCAAUCCCACUCAGAAAACGCAAUUUCAGUGAAAGAAAUUAUCACCGAAAUUGAAUCUUUCAAUCAAGGAAUCGGGCAGUGUCAACAGAAGGUGGAUGUCCUGUCCAACCCAUGCCAAACACCAAAGAGAAACACCAUCCAUGAAUUGCCAUUCUUUGAGGCAGCCUGGGCCUCUGAGACUAAAGCCGUCCACCUGGACCAGAAGGAGGGAGUGUGCACAGUGCAGCCCGAACUGGUGAAGGGAGACCAGGAGGCCGUGCUGAUUGCAUCAGCCCCUGUGGAAGACUUAGAAGAAGGGGAUCUGACUGAGGAAGACCUAGAGUCACGAGGCCCAGGUCUGACCCCAGCACCCAAAUGGUGCCCUGGGUCUGUGAGGCGGGCAACCUUGGAGUUUGAAGAACGAUUGAGACAGGAGCAGGAACACCAUAGUGCUGCCCCUCUCUGCAUGCUGCCCACUCGCAAGAACUCCAAGAACGAUCCUGCUGUGCCCGAUGGAACACCAAGAAGCAAGAAUGAAGAGCCUGCUCCAGAACCUGCCUCAGGGCCCAAGGAGCAGGAGUCGAGCAAGGCCAAGACAAAAGACAACAUGGUGGAGGCCUUCCAUCUCCAGCCUGACCAGGUGACCGACACACAGGCAUCUGUGCUGCUAGGAUUCCACUCCAGCCCAGCUGUUCAAGAGUGUCCACUGGCAGAUGUUGGAACAGAGCAGGGCGAGGUGUCCAAGGAGCCCCUCACACCCAAGAAAAAGCCUGUCGUGGACCAUCUUUCCAAAAGGUUUGAAAUCAUUGAAUACACUCCCAUGGUGACAUCCCCUGACUUAACAUUUGACUUGGCUACAGCAGAAAAGAAUGGGGAACCAGUGAUAAAGACAGUCAUGGUGGAGAAAUCCAUCACAGUGAUGUGUACUGUGGAUGAAAAUCUCAACACCACCCUGUGCCCAGAGCUAGCUUCUCUGCGUCCUCAAGUGCUACCUCUGCUUAAUCCUGCAUCUCAUAAGCAUGACGGGGCUCCCCGAGCUGCCUUUACUCUGGGCAGUCCUGAAGAAGAGGACUCUAGCCCUUCUUCUCCUCCAGGGAUGGCUCCUUUUGUGAGUCCUGCAGGACACUUACCAUCAGCUGGCUUGGAUUACACGCAUCCUCAAGCCAUUCUUCACCUAGAAGGGGUGACUGAGGAAAGCAGCACCACGGACAGUGAGCCUUCAUCAGAGCAGAGCUCUUGUGCUGAGCGUCCCUCCAGCAGCACCACGGUGCUCCCCAGGGAAGCUGAGGGUGCUCUGGGCCAGUGGGGCAGUGAAGACCUCAGCGUGGUCAGCCACCUUGCGGAGAACACGGGGGAGGUCCGCGAGAUGCUGGACCCAUCUGUACCCUGUGGUCUCCCCCAUAGCUCCAGUAGUGACAGUAUAAAGAACCUCGGUCACAGUGCCAGGCUGGUGAAAAAGCGUUCAAAAGAAGUGGAGUCCCGGGUCCUUCGACAGGCAGGGCUCACCAGACCGUCCCAGAUGAAGCGCUCAGCUUCUCUAGCAAGGUUAGGUCACCUGGAUCUUCAUAAAAGUGCUUUGUCUACAGUAGAGUUGGCGUCUCCAGGAGCCCCUCAUCCCAAUCUCAGCCAGCCCUUCAUCAGGACAGGCCCAGGCGGGCCCCCUCUGGAAGAACCCUCAGCAAGGCUCAGAACCAUUUCCCAGAACCCAGAGCCCACCACGUAUUUUGUAGAACAAGUGAAAAUGGCAGAGUGUAUGGCUCAGAGCAAGCCCGUUGAGAGGCCUCUGGUGCAGUAUGCCAAAGAGUUGGGGUCAGCUCAGCAGUGUUUGCUUCCCAGUGCAGGACAGGAAUUGACUAGUUCUGAUGGGGGCCUUCCCUGGCCCCAGAGACAGCAGGGAUUAGAUUCUCCAUGCCCAAGCCUGGGGCUGACUAUAGCCGAGCUCCCACAGCAUUCAAGAACUCAGCCUCUUAGGAGACUCAAAAAGUCCAGUGACAAAAAGCGGACUCCCAACCCUUUCUAUAAUACUAUGUGAUCCGGAGCCCUCCAGGACUUCUCAAGGGAAAUAUGUGUUUGUCAAAGGGGCAGGUGUAAUAUGUAAGGAACAUGCACUUUAUUGGUUAAUUUUCUAUGUUUUGGUCAUUUUACUAUUGCUGGCGCAUGCAGGGUUUAGGUUUUCUGUGUGUGACAUGGACUGCAAGACCAUUUUAUCUUUGGGGUUUUUUUUGAUUUUUGUUUUUUAAAGAAACUCAGACAACCUCAAAAGAAGAAAAAAACACCUCAUUUUCAAAGAACACCAUCAAAAGCAAAUUGCUGUUUUUCAGUCAGCUCCCCUUGUUUUUCACCUCCCAAUCCAAAGUGUGUAUGCCCAUAAGGCAGGGAAGGGAGAGGCAGGCGACUGAGGAAGAGAGAGGCAGGCAGGAGGCAGAGGAAAGUAGAGGAAGGUGGAAAUCAGCAAAGGCCAAGCCAGGGCUUCUGACCACGUUCUGACCCCCACGCCUGGCCCACUGGGUUGUGUGGAGAGACUCCAGGCCCUGGGCUGCUAAAUGCUGUUCAGUGGACGGGCGGCUUCUGCUUUGAUUUCAGAAGGGGAAGUCACAUAGAAUCAGUUUCUUCCCUAGCUCUAGCUCUAAGGUGUGUUGCUAAAGGCAGGAUUUAUUGAGUGAUGCACCAAAACGAAAUCAGAAAAAGGCCUUCCUUAGUGAAGAGGGCCUCCCAAGGUGAGGAGGUAGGGAGGCGGCCCUAGCCAUCCCACCUAGUGAACCUGCCCCCCACCACCUUCUUAAUCUUUAGAAAAGGUUUUCAAUAGAAAAGAUAAUGAAUGACCUGUUGAAAAACAGCAAUGGAAGAUGAAGUGUUCUUUCAAAAUGAACUGUCUGUAGGGUUUUAACCCUUUCAUUACUUGAAUACUGCUGUGGGCCUUCUGAGUUUAAUGGCCAUAUGUUUCCCCACAAUUUAUUUUUCUUCCCCAUGCCAUGUUUCCUCCAAUGCUGCCUGUGUUUUGUGGGUAUUUUUUAUUAUUUCAUAGGAGACAUUUGAAUUGUUACAUUACACGUGUAUAGCCUCCAUCAAAUGCAAAGCUUUCUUUUCUAUAUUGUCACUGUUAACACUUGACGAAAGGUAUUUUUCCUUUCCUGGAAGUUUUGUCGUUUUCCUAAAUUGUAUAUACAAUAUUUAUGUAGAUAAUUUUGUUAUUUUCUUACAGGUUUGUUUUUUUUUUUGGUGUGUGUGUGUGUGUGUGUGUUUGUGUUUUUGGUUUUGUUUUGUUUUGCUUAUAAUGGAGCAAGACUGUGGUCUGUAACUGGAAAAUGUCCACAAAGAUGUCAUCUCAGAAGCAGCUCUGUGGGUGCUUGGGGUUGGGGGUGUGCUUCAUGACCUGGUGACGGUGGUUUAUAUUGUUUAAGUAAGAUCUUAAAUCACCACCAAAACUCUGCCAAACGGUAUAUAGCAUUUACUUUCUCUUCAGAAAAGCCCCCAAAGGCCUUAAGCACAGAGCUGAUUUCUCCUGGGCCUGAGAUUUCGGAAGGCUAAGUUUACCAGUAGUUGAACUAUCAUAGCCAGGGAGAAUUUUGAGACUAUUACCACCCAGUGUUUAAAAUCCUAAUGGAGGCUGGGAGCCGAAGGCAGUGGGAGAGAGCCUCAACCAGUGUGAGCUCACUUGCUAAUAACUCCAUUUAGGCCACAGCCUGGCCAACCAUCAGGACAACUGCCUGUGGGCAUCAUUAAUAAAUACCCUUGCCUCCCUUCAGCCUCAUGUGAAUCCCUAUCUUAGCUCCUUGUAAACAUAUUUUGCCCGGCAGGACAAAUCCAAACUGAAGGGACUCACAAAUUGUCUUCCUGCCUUUUGUCUUGGUUGAAAUCCCCAGCCCUUGAGGGUGAAGCCUUCCAGUGGAAUUAAAACUGCUUCUGGUGACCCUAAGGUAGGAGAGGAGACUAGGGAGGUUACUUGACCCUGUAGCAGAGCUGUUAAUCCAGUUGUCCCUCGGAAGCUACAUUGGUGGCUUCAGAUCACUGCCACGGGCCAUGCCUGAAAAGAAACCGCCUCCUACGGAUGUCUUUGUGGUCUGUGGGUUUGGUUGUAACUGCACUCCUCCACUUUUUUUAAAUGUUCCAACAGGUGACAUCCAUACAGGACUUUGUGAUUCAUCUCAUGUGAUUCCUGGAUAUUUACUGGGUUGAAGAAUGUUCUUUAAUGGGGCCUGCCUGUGUGCGGAGGCCAGGGAGGAGAGGACUUGUGUUGGCAGCACUCAUACAAUGCCUGAUGUACAAUGAUUCCAUUCAAACUAUGCAGUCUUAUCGUUAAGGACCUACCCACCACCAGUGUGAUUCCGAGAAAAGAGCCAGGCAGGUAAUAAGUGACGAGAAGCAGAGUGUGACUGGAGGAGAGGAAUCCACUUUUCAUUAACCCCUUGGAAUAGUGAUAUCCCAGAUCCCAAGAAGCAGAAGCAACAGUAUUGCAGCUCUUUUUAGCUCUCCCCCUUUUAUAAGCAAGGCAUUUCUUGCUGUAGAAAUUCAGGAGGAGGAAGACUCGAGGAAGGAGACAAGUAAUGCUGUGAAGCCAUGUUUAGGGUGAUGGAGUAGAGGACAGGGCCUCCAGUUUACCUUCCAAUUUGCUGGCUGAUUCAUUGUUUGUAGUUUGGUUUCCUAAGUAUCCCCUUGUGUGGGGUUUCACACUCAAACAUGUCGUGUGGUUUUUCCAGAGACCAUCUGUCACAUUAGAGAGGUCUCAUUUCAUGACAUACUUGAGCAGGAGCCCUCCCCAGGGCUGUUCUGGACCAACCCCACAGAGGUCCAGGAACAGUUCUGUGUUGAGUAGGACCUGUCACACCUUUAUCUCUACCAAACUACAAUGACCGUCUUUUGGCCUGGACCUGCUCUCUUUCUUACUCAUGGAAAAUCCAGCACUGAAAUUUCUGGGUCUGGGCAGAUUGGCAGAGCUGGCUAGGAAAGUCUUUGUGGCCUCUCUGGCCCCACUCUUCCACAAUGGCUUUCUCCUUUUGUAUGUGAAUAUCUAAAAUUAAUCAAAUUCGCCUUCAAAAAUGAUAACUGGAAUCAUCUCUCCUACACCGGAUGGCAGAUAUCUGGCAUCCAGGGGUCUCUCAGGAGCAGACAGAGACUUUGAGCUGUGCCUGAAGUCUUUUGAGUUUUAGAAAGACUUAGAAAUGGUCUCGGCAGAAGAGAACUAUCAAGAUUCUGUAGUUGUUUUCUUAAACUAAAAUACUACAAUGUAGUAAUGUCCAGUUCCCCGAGUCCUCUGUCCUGUGGCCCUUAGGAUUGGGACAAGAAACAUCACUGGCGUCCCAGGCUCUGCAGCCAUGCCACAUUCUGUCUUUCUUCUCAACUGAUGUCUCCUGGGCUUGUUGACAUCCUGUGUGGAUGCAGUUAGAGCAAGCUAAAGUUUCUUGGGGAUUUCUCUGAGAAAAGACAUUUAUUUCCUGGAAUGUAGCAGAAUUUGAGAAACCCUCAGCUGUUCUAUUUGGAGUUUCAGGUCCAAAGUAACACAGAACCAGUGUUACACGAGAGAAGCCACAAGGAGUAACCCACUAAGCAAAGAGAGGUCGUAUUCUGAAGGUCGUUUUCUUUUGUACAAAGCUAUUUUUCAGCUGUUUUAGGAACCUGCUGGAGGACCCUUUAUUGUUUACAUUGUGAAUAUUAAAACGUGUAUUCUGUCUCACUGUGCUGUUCCCCUCGACCCCGAGUCAUCCAGCAGUGGCUGUACUGGAAGUCAUGGCGCACCCUGAGUCCUUGCACAAAAGCCACAUGCUGCCAUGAUGCUCAGGCCUCAUGGAGAAGUGUGUGAACCCUGGAAUGGAUUGUUUUCCCCACUGUGUCCUGCUGCACUCCAGUCCCAAUGUGCUGUAUAGAAAAUAGUCCAUCAGUCCCUCAGUGGUAGUGUCUGUUUUUAGUGAUGGUUGUGAUGGUGGAUGGCUGGUGUCUUUUUUUUUUAAUUUGGUCAUUCUUUGGUGUGGUGGACAAGGUGAAAUUCCUAGCUAUUUGUUUCAGCACCAAUCCAGCUUAAAGGCAGUUUGGGCUUUAUUGUUCCUUCCAAAUUGCAACUAUGAUCAGCCCUGCUCUCAGGCUGAGUGGGGCUAACUGGCUCUCACUUAGCAAACACAGUCCCCGUUUGAGGGCGUUUUGGACAGCCCUGCCAAUGAAGCAGGAAGCUGCACACUUACCCCCACCUCAUUACCUCCCAUGUUUUGGGGGGGAGCAAUUUAAAGGUGCUUUUGUAUUUUCCCAGCCUGAAAGAGGAGGAUUGAGUCCGCCUCUGACUUUGGAAAGAGAGCCAACCUUACUUUCUCAGAGAUCAAGGACAGGAUGCCCAAACUGGGUCUGUCUUUCAGCUGAAAGAACCCCCAAAAGGCAUCUCUGCUGCCUCAGCCAAUUUGAUGGUGAUAGAAGACAGCAACUUGGGGCACAGACAUGAUGAAGACCCGAUGCCUGCCUUUUUCUCCACGUUUCCAGGGCACCAAACAGAACCUGGGCUAUGGGACCCAGAAAUGGUCCCCAACCAAUAUGCACCCAGAGUGAUUCUGGUUUCUGUCUUUCUCAUUGGCUUUUGGUUUCCUUGGCAAAGCCUGUGAUGGCCGUGCCUUUUCUCCUUUCUUCAAAUGUGACAGAAUUGUAGGAAUUGUUCUGAAUGUGGAAAUUCAGCCCCCGAAGACCCUCUUCUUCCAUCAUCCCCUAACACCCACCCAUCCACACUUGUGUGUGUGUGCUCGAGUGUUCUUUUUCAAUAAAGCAGGUGCUCCCUGCAAUCUCUGGGACCUUUCUGAGUCGGUUGAAGCAGAGCAUAAAAGCCACUGGUCUUGUUUCCCUCCUUAAUCUCCCCUGGUGGUUGGGAUGUCCCACCUGUACCAUAGAUUUUUAUUACCAAUGUGCUCCGCUGUUUUUAAAUGUGAACUUGUGCACUGAUGUGCAAAUUCAAUGUUCUUGUUACAGAUUGAAUAAAUUUUUAUUUUGAAGA